Messenger RNA from Thermothielavioides terrestris NRRL 8126, 999 nucleotides. RefSeq lists its product as uncharacterized. Gene Ontology annotation, molecular function: zinc ion binding. Bases 1 to 999 code for a protein of 332 amino acids. The transcript has 2 exons. Lineage: Eukaryota; Fungi; Ascomycota; Sordariomycetes; Sordariales; Chaetomiaceae. The record is from RefSeq and is a predicted model, not a curated record.
AUGGCUUCUGAGUUUUUUCGGCCAACAUGGGCGUGGGCCUCGGGAACGGAGACACGGCGGGAUGAUGGGUACGGCACUCCGUCAACUGACGGACCAACGGCCGAUACAGCCGGCGCCUCGGAGACGACUUCUUCUUCUCCUGGCCCAACGCCGACGCGGAACCAACGGCACUACAAGCCCCGGACCUGCCGGAUCUGCCUCGAGGUCGUCAAUCCGAGCACGGAGAUCGACGACUCGCUCGCGGGGCGCGUCUUCUCCUCCCGGGCCCGCGUGCGCUACGUCUCGGAGGACCCGGAGCUGGGCCGGCUGCUCAGCCCCUGCAAAUGCAAGGGCUCGCAGAAGUACGUCCACGAGGGAUGUCUGCGGGCAUGGCGGAACGCGGCGCCGCUCUCGGACCGCAACUACUGGCGGUGCCCGACCUGCCAGUUCGAGUACCGGCUGGAGCGGCUGCGAUGGAGCCGCUGGAUCUCUAGCAAGCUCCUCCGAGCCGCGCUGACCUUCGUCAUCAUGGUCGUCACCAUCUUUGUCCUCGGAUUCAUCGCGGAUCCUAUCAUCGACUUCUGGGUUGAUCCGUUGGGCAGUAUUGCUGAGACCCUGUUCGACGGCCUCGACCUCGAGCUUGACGAGCCGGUUCUGGCCGAUUACGAGACCUCCUCAUGGUCUAUCCAUUUUCUGAAAGGCUUCCUUUCUCUGGGGCUUCUUGGCUUUCUCAAGUCCAUGUUCAUAUUGUCGCCGUGGAACUGGUUCAACAUUAGGCUGGGCGGAGGCCGUGGUCGCAGACGAGACAGGAUGCAACAGGUCAAUUGGGCGCUCGUUGUCAUCGGAGUGGUCACGUUCUUGGGGGCGACUUGGAAGUUUGUCAGCCACAUCUGUGCCAAAACGCUCGAGAAGGCCAGUGACCGUGUGAUGGACGUCCAAGAAGAUGGUCCGGAUGAAGACGACGAGGACGAGGGUCCAGCACCUCGGCCCGAGUCCGAAGAGUCGAGGAAGAAUAAGUAG